Leguminivora glycinivorella is the source of this 2575-nucleotide messenger RNA. RefSeq lists its product as uncharacterized. The record is from RefSeq and is a predicted model, not a curated record. Gene Ontology annotation, cellular component: extracellular matrix. NCBI's taxonomy places the organism in Eukaryota, Metazoa, Arthropoda, Insecta, Lepidoptera, Tortricidae.
AUCAGUGUGAACCCACUUAACAAACAGCAAUGUUCUCCAAAAUCUUCGCUGUGUGCGCCUUUGUGGCGGCAGCCCAGGCUGGCCUUAUCGCCGAGCCCCACUACUCCCACGCUGGAGCUGUUUCAUCUCAAAGCAUCGUGCGUCACGAUGAGCAGUCCCACCACGCCACCAAGCUGAUCGCAGCUCCCGUCGCCAAGCUGGCCGUCGCCGCCCCCGUCGCCUACCACGCCGCCCCCGCCCUCGCCUACCACGCCGCCCCCGCCCCCGUCGCUUACCACGCCGCCCCCGCCCCCGUCGCUUACCACGCCGCCCCCGCUCACGCUCACUACUCCUCCGCCGGCGCCGUGUCCUCCCAGAGCAUCGUCCGCCACGACGAGCAGCCCCAUCACGCCACCAAGCUGAUCGCCGCUCCCGUCGCUAAGGUCGCCGUGGCUGCCCCCGUCGCCUACCACGCCGCCCCGCACUACGCCGCCAGCCCCGUCCACUACGCCGCCCCCAUCGCUAAGGUGCUCGCGCCCGCUCCCAAGCUGAUCGUGUCUGCUCACCACCAGGAGGAGGAAUACGCUCACCCUAAAUACGAGUACUCUUACUCCGUGGCUGACGGACACACCGGCGACAACAAGUCCCAGCACGAGUCCCGCGACGGAGACGCAGUGCACGGCUACUACGAGCUGCUGGAGGCCGACGGCUCCGUGCGCAAGGUGCAGUACUCCGCCGACGACCACAACGGCUUCAACGCGGUCGUGAGCCACUCCGCGCCCGCGCACGCCGCGCAUGCGCCCGCCCUCCUCGCCCACAUCAGGGUUCCUAGCGUCUACAAUCACGAUUCGACGUUUACCGUCUUCAAUUGCUGUAGCAAUUUAAUGGUGCGCGGGCGCGGAGUGGCUCACGACCGCGUUGAAGCCGUUGUGGUCGUCGGCGGAGUACUGCACCUUGCGCACGGAGCCGUCGGCCUCCAGCAGCUCGAGUACUCGCCGUGCACGGCGUCGCCGUCGCGGGACUCGUGCUGGGACUUGUUGUCGCCGGUGUGUCCGUCAGCCACGGAAGACGAUCAGCUUGGGGGCGGGCGCGAGCACCUUGGCGAUGGGGGCGGCGUAGUGGACGGGGCUGGCGGCGUAGUGCGCGGGGGCGGCAUGGUAGGCGACGGGGGCAGCCACGGCGACCUUAGCGACGGGAGCGGCGAUCAGCUUGGUGGCGUGAUGGGUCUGCUCGUCGUGGCGGACGAUGCUCUGGGAGGACACGGCGCCGGCGGAGGAGUAGUGAGUGUGAGCGGGGGCGGCGUGGUAAGCGACGGGGGCGGGGGCGGCGUGGUAGGCGAUGGGAGCGGGAGCGGCGUGGUAGGCGACGGGGGCGGCGACGGCCAGCUUGGCGACGGGAGCGGCGAUCAGCUUGGUGGCGUGAUUAUACAUGGAAUUACCUUCAUUACUUUAUGUUCUGGAGCUCCACCCACAUAUCCAGAAGCAACAUCGAAUGUAGCUACUUAUUCACAUAGUUAUGUAAGAGAAGAUGUCCCGUUAUCCUAUAAGUACAGCGCGACACAUCACUACGCUCCACAGAAAGCAGAAGAGAACAUCUUAAAUACAGACGAAGAUACUCCGAAUAGGAAUGAAGAUUUUGCAAAGGAGCCGAACGCAGCCUUGCGUCAUUUGGCAAUCUUCCAUAAACUUCAGCAGCAACUAGACCAGCACCUCGAAACAACUACAACUGAGAAUCCAAAACUUUCGCAUGUACUUAAUCUUGGCGUCAGAAUUUUGCCAAAGCAGGGGACUCCCUUUAUGACCGUGCCACACGAGCUGAGUAGAAACACGCCGUUCCAACCGAUUCCGCGUAUAGCUUAUCAUAACAAGUUUAAUUACAUUCCCGAGAAGCUGGGAAGACCCGAAAUGUACUCACAGAAAGCUAGCAAAAUGUUCUCUAAAAUCGUGGCCCUUUGCGCGUUGGUGGCGGUCUCUCAGGCCGGUCUGUUGCCCGAGCCCCACUACUCAAACGCCGAAGCCGUCUCAUCCCAAAGCAUUGUGCGUCACGAUGAGCAGACCCACCACUCCGCCAAGCUGAUCGCCGCUCCCGUCGCCAAGCUGGCCGUCGCCGCCCCCGUGGCCUACCACGCCGCCCCCGCCCCCGUUGUCUACCACCACGCCGCCCCUGCCCCCGUCGCCUACCACGCUGCUCCCGCUCUCCAUUACUCCGCCCCCAUCGCUAAAGUAGUCGCUCACCACGAGGAAGAAAUCGCCUAUCCUAAAUACGAGUACACUUACUCCGUGGCUGACGGCCACACCGGCGACAACAAGUCCCAGCAGGAGAGCCGCGACGGAGAUGUCGUGAAGGGCUCCUACUCUUUCCACGAGGCUGACGGCUCUAUCCGCACCGUGGAGUACACCGCCGACGACCACAGCGGCUUCAACGCCGUGGUGCACAACACCGCCCCACGCCCGCGCCCGCCGUGCUCAAGGCCGCUCCCGUCGUCCUCAAGACCGCGCCUGUCUACUCCGCGCCCGCCUAUUAUCACCACUAAACUGUUAUUUUGAUGUAGGAAAUGUUAUUUAUUGUGAAUAUAUAGACUUGCCAAUUAUUAACA